This is a messenger RNA of Centruroides sculpturatus (bark scorpion), 2536 nucleotides long. RefSeq names its product gamma-tubulin complex component 6-like. The coding region runs from base 102 to 977 and encodes 291 amino acids. Gene Ontology annotation, cellular component: gamma-tubulin complex; spindle pole; equatorial microtubule organizing center. The transcript has 7 exons. Gene Ontology annotation, biological process: spindle assembly; meiotic cell cycle; microtubule nucleation. NCBI's taxonomy places the organism in Eukaryota, Metazoa, Arthropoda, Arachnida, Scorpiones, Buthidae. Gene Ontology annotation, molecular function: gamma-tubulin binding; microtubule minus-end binding. The record is from RefSeq and is a predicted model, not a curated record.
AUUUACUUGGCUAGCUUGCCAUCGACUUAAAAAAAUUAUUUUUCAAAUAUUUUAUAUUUUUACAGAGUUUUUCAUCUGGUAAAUAUGAAAAACAACCAUUUAUGGGUGCACUAUGUCAUCCAGAGAAGAUUACAUCAAAGAGCACUUUAGAUCUGCCAUUAGAUAUUCCAGAGUUAAAAGAAAAAUAUUUUAAUGAAACUGAAAUAUUGAAAAAUGUAUCCUUGCCAACAGUGAAAAAACAAGAGAAAUUAAAUAUAUUAUCAGAAGAUGAAGGAUUUAAUGAAACAGAUUCACCCUUAAGUUUUCACUCUGGAUUAUCUUGUUACAAUGAUAUCUGGGAGAUUGCUCUUAAGUCGGAUCAGAGAGAUUAUUUCUCUUGGGAAACUGUUGGAUGUUCAAAUAUUAUGAAAGAAAAAGCAUUUAUUACUGAAGCAGGACCAAGGGCAACUGAAAUGAUUCACCAAGUUCAUCUUUAUGAAUUAUAUCUAAUGGAUCCUACUUUUUCAGUUGUUCCCACUAUCACAGUGACACACAAAUCUUUAAUCAGAGAUGUUUUUUACUUGUUAAUUGGGGUUCCAUCAAAAACAUUUCUUUACAUGAAGGAACAAAUGAUGUUUACUGUUAAAGCUGGGAUCCAUUUAGCUGGUUUGACUCCAGGUUGUACUGCUAAACUUUUAGAAAGAUUUGUUGAUAGUGGUACCGAGUACUGUCGAUUAGAAAAAUUUGCAACUGAAAUUAGUUCAAAUGUAUGCUACAAUAAAGGUUUAGUAAUGCAGGCUUUUAAAGGAGGAUUACAACAAUAUCUUCAUUAUUAUCAAGCUAUGGUACUUUAUUUAUCACAAUAUGACUUUACUGUAUUACAAUUAGAUCAAACUUUUGGAAAACUCUUCAGACAGUUAAGCUAUAUUGCAAAACUGUGCAAAUGUUCAAGCUCAUCUAAUGUUAAUUCACAAAUCUUUUUUCCUCAGGUUAGUUAAAAAAUUUUAAUUUUAAGAUAUUUAUUUUGGUUCAUAAAAUGUAUUUUUAAUAAGAUUUUACAAGUAGAAUGCACUUGAUGUAUAUUUAUUUGUUCGAACACAUGAAUGUAAAACACAUUACUGUUAGCAGGUGUGAAAACGUGAAAAACAUGUGAGAUCAGCCGGGGGUACAAUCUAUCUAUUAGGAUGUUGGUACCACUUAUUCGGCGCAGAUUAAGUGAAAUCUGUUCUCUUAGUUUUGGAUCUUUUGAUCUGAUCCUAUGUCAAGAUUUUGACCAGGAGGGCUUUUGUAAUCGAUCCAAAUCGCGAGAUUCAGAUCUACGUCAGGAUUGACACCAGUUUAUCUACUUCUCGUUACGCGGAUAAACACGUGUGUGAUUAUGCCGUAGAUUAAGUGAAAUCUGUUCUCUUAGUUUUGGAUCUUUUGAUCUGAUCCUAUGUCAAGAUUUUGACCAGGAGGGCUUUUGUAAUCGAUCCAAAUCGCGAGAUUCAGAUCUACGUCAGGAUUGACACCAGUUUAUCUACUUCUCGUUACGCGGAUAAACACGUGUGUGAUUAUGCCGUAGAUUUGAUUCAGAGAGUCAACACGAGACAUUUCUUUAACAAAAAUAAAGAAAAUUUAAUAACUAAAAAUAAACUUGAUUAUACAAAAGAAAAAUAAUGGUUAGAUAUUCAGAGAUAAACGAAGGUCUACAGCAAAUAAAUCCAAUUAGACGUGCCGAGAGAGUAACGGCCUCACUUAACUUAUACAAUGUUGAGAGAGAGAGCUCAGCAUUCAUUAAUAAACAUACAACCUGUCUUAGUUGACUUUAUCUUCCUUUCGUCGAAUAUACUUCAUUUCUAAGUUCUCAACUUCUAUCAAAGGGGAGGGCUUGAUAGGCGCAAUGUUAAAAUUUAUCUUCUAUGUUUCUAACUCCAUAUUAACUCGAUAGGAUACGACUAUGGGCGUUGGUCUUCUGGAGCUUGUAUGGAUUUCGUCUUCCUCAUCUGGGAUCUAUUGACGAACUCCUUGAAUUCUGCUAAAUUUCGACUAUAUCUCUUAAUCAGCGACCAAUCAACAUACUGUUCUUAUUUCAGCGACAAAUCAACAUUUAUUACCCUUUUCAUCCGUUCACCCACGUGAACGGAUGAAAAGGGGAAUAAAUGAGGGGUCGUCAGUUCUCAUGGUGGUGAGAUUUUGUAACAGAUAAGGGAAAAACAAAGGAUGCUUCUUCUACCGUCAAAGGAAGUGGCUCUGUUAGCUGCUUUCCCACGGUAGAAAACCAUUAUUUUCUCACCAAAACGAAAGAAUAUUUUUCUACAAAAUUUAAGCUUUAAUUUUAAAUUAUCAUUUAGACCCAGGGCUAUUCGGAUUUCACAAACAUGAGAUUAAUGAAAACAGAUAUUUAGCUAAAUUGGAUAUUGAAAUGUAGACUCUAUAUAGUGUUAUAUUAUGAUACUUAUUAUUCAUAAUUCUAUAUUAUAAAAUACUAUUUUCAUUUCAUGCAUUUUUACCAUUGUACUACAGAUCAUAUAUGUUGGUUAUUGCUUGAUUCUAUAGAUUGUACAGUAUUUUACAG